This is a messenger RNA of Cephus cinctus (wheat stem sawfly), 682 nucleotides long. It is a transcript of the gene mRpS14, whose product is annotated as 28S ribosomal protein S14, mitochondrial. The coding region runs from base 92 to 574 and encodes 160 amino acids. The transcript is spliced from 3 exons. NCBI's taxonomy places the organism in Eukaryota, Metazoa, Arthropoda, Insecta, Hymenoptera, Cephidae. Gene Ontology annotation, biological process: translation. Gene Ontology annotation, cellular component: ribosome; mitochondrial small ribosomal subunit. The record is from RefSeq and is a predicted model, not a curated record. Gene Ontology annotation, molecular function: structural constituent of ribosome.
AACUGAGAACUGAUCAUUUUAUUUUAUUCUUAAAUAAUCCCAAAAUCGUUUCCCAUUACGGUAACUUGUCUUUGACCAUAAUUUAUCACUUAUGCAACUAACUGGCUUAAACUUCUGUGACAGUAGAUUCUCUAUAAAUAUUUUGAAGCAGACAGCCAGUACACAGCGAAAGAUGGCGGCGCUUGGUCAGGGCGUCUCGUCGCUCACAAAAUUUAUAUGGAGAAGCCCAGAUCUUGCAGGAUAUGGCUUUCAACAAGUGCGAAACAAAUGGGCUGAUUGGAAAAUGAUUCGCGAUGUGAAACGUCGUAAAUGCGUUCAGGAACAUUGUACCGACCGGGUACGCGUACUUGCCCUCAAAAGGAACAACGUUCUUCCACCAGAGAUAAGAGAAAUUGCAAGCAAGGAAAUGGAUGAAAACUUUCCAAGGAAUUCCGCACCCUGCAGGAUCACAUUUCGGUGCGCCCUGACAUCUCGUCCUCGUGGUGUUGUAUACAGAUGGCGAUUAUCAAGAAUAGUAUUUCGUGACCUGGCAGACCACAAUUUAUUGUCAGGAGUACAAAGGGCUAUGUGGUAGUGGUACUGUUAUUUAUCCUUAGUUAUUUAAUUCGAUGGAAAGUGCCAGUGUACUGAAAGUAAAAAAAGGAAUAAAAUCGAUCCAUCGCAAUCGAUCGACUGUUUUGGA